AUGCUCGACUACGAUGCCUUCCCCCAUGUCAUCGAGCGCAUUGUUUGCUACUCCGACACCCGCACUCUCCUUUCGCUACGUGGCGUGUCUGAGCAUUUCAAGACCUUGGCGACCAACCUCCUCCUUGAGCAUGUGACCCUCACGGACGAGUACAUCUACUUUCAACCGCGCGCUGCCGGCCUCAGGAUCCCCUGGACCCAUGCGUCUUGGGUUACCAUGGAGCUACAGAAAGUUAAAGCCGUGGACAGCGACAUGGAGGCGGAAUGGGCGGAGGACGAGGGGGAUAACCUCGUCCCCCUUAACCACGAGGGCGACCUUCCAUACGCCUUUGGCAACUUAUUCCUUGUCCUGCCACGCACUAUCGAACACCACGUCCUCACAGGCUCCAACGGAUACUGCUCGGACGACGACGACGACGAGCCGUGCUGUGCUGUUCCCGAUCUGUACCAGCUGAACGGGCGUCUCUCGUCGACGGACGUUCUUCGCACGCGCAAGUCGCCGUUCCUCGAUGCGCCCCACUUGGUGUGUUUCUGUGAACUCGAGACCGAGGGCGAGGGCGAGGACGGCGUCACAGCCACCCAGCCGACCAACGUCAAGUGGCAAAAGUCAUGGGGUGACCUGGACAUCGGCACAACGAGGCUCCAAAGCACGGUCACCAACUUUGUCUACGACAACAACCCACUCACGCCUUGGGCCAAGCCCUUUUUCCCAAACAUUUACAUUCCCGACGUCAUGGACGAGGUCACGGUGAUGAUCACGCGCGGUCCAUCUCGCACCUAUGCUCGCGCCGCCACACUCGCCCCGCGACAAAUGCCUUUCCUCGUCAUGCUGGCCACGCAGGUACCCUUGCGGCGCGAGCUGGCCGUCAAGGGCACGUUUGUGGGGUACGAGACGUGGGACUUGAAGUGGCUGUAUGGCGACAAGCAGAUCCCAAAUUUCGACCCGGGCGUCCCGACGUCCACGCACAUCGUUAACCAGAUGACCGCGUUACUGUACUGGGCCUACAAACAUGAGCGGGAAGAUGUCGUCAACAGGGGACUGUACUAUCCCGCACUCAUGACAACCUGGAGGUUCAUCACCUUUGACGAGUAUUGCACAGAGAUUGGCGAGGCCGCGUUCGAGCUGCAGGUCAAGUGGUAG
This is a messenger RNA of Apiotrichum porosum, 1140 nucleotides long. RefSeq lists its product as uncharacterized. The transcript has a single exon. The record is from RefSeq and is a predicted model, not a curated record. The coding region runs from base 1 to 1140 and encodes 379 amino acids. NCBI's taxonomy places the organism in Eukaryota, Fungi, Basidiomycota, Tremellomycetes, Trichosporonales, Trichosporonaceae.